Molecule: messenger RNA, 3124 nt
Organism: Oncorhynchus keta (chum salmon)
Lineage: Eukaryota; Metazoa; Chordata; Actinopteri; Salmoniformes; Salmonidae
Gene: ccdc174
Product: coiled-coil domain containing 174
Cellular component (GO): nucleus
Source: RefSeq, a predicted model, not a curated record
UUUUGAAAGCAACGUUUUUUUUUUUGAAUUUCACCUUUAUUUAACCAGAUAGGCCGGUUGAGAACAAGUUCUCAUUUACAACUGCGACCUGGCCAAGAUAAAGCAAAGCAGUGUGACACGAACAACAACACAGAGUUACACAUGGAAUAAACAAAUUUACAGUCAAUAACACAAUAUACAGUGUGUGCAAAUGGCGUGAGGAGGUAAGGCAAUAAAUAGGCCAUAGUAGCAAGUAAUUACAAUUCAGCUAAUUAACACUGGAGUGAUAGAUGUGCAGAUGAUGAUGUGCAAGUAGAAAUACUGGUGUGCAAAAGAGCAGAAAAGUAAAUAAAAACAUAGUGGAUCCAGGCAAUGAGGCAGUGAUCGCUGAGAUCCUGAUUAAAAACAGCAAAGGUGUAUUUGGAGGGCAAUUUGGUCAGGAAAAUAUCUAUGAGGGUGCCCAUGUUUACAGAUUUUGGGUUGUACCUGGUGGGUUCCUUGAUCAUUUGUGUGAGAUUGAGGGUGUCUAGCUUAGAUUGUAGGUAUGCCGGGGUGUUAAGCAUAUCCCAGUUUAGGUCACCUAACAGAACGAACUCUGAAGAUAGAUGAGGGGCAAUCAAUUCACAUAUGGUGUCCAGGGCCCAGCUGGGAGCUGAGGGGGGUCUAUAACAGGCAGCAACAGUGAGAGACUUAGGCUGGGUGGAUGGUAGGUGCAUUGGGUUGAUUUGGGUUCAGCAGCAGCGUUGGAUUUGUAGAGCUAUUUUCAAGAGGUAAAUCCAUGUGCAUAUGUCACUUACCGUAUUGUGUUUGUCUUCCUGGUGAAGGGGACCCUCAAACAGCUCAGCAAAGCUCUCAAUGUCUCGCCGACCAACUCGAGGGGGCUUCCCUUUACCCUGCAGGACCAGGCCGUGACAAUGAGGAGACAGAGGGACUUUUCCUGGUGGAUUUCACCCAGAAGAUUAUUGACAAGAAGAGAGAGAAUCAUGCUGACCAAGACUUUCAGGGAAAAGGAUGUGACCCGGCUGAAAAGGACCACUAAGAGGACAUGCGUAGAGAGCUGCAGAGGCAAGUCUGGGAGAGGGAGGAGGCCAUGAACAGUCCUGUGGGACGAAUCCACUACGAGGACAUCAGGGAGCAACAGGACCAUGAGCUGGAUGUGGGCUACUUUACAUUUUCUCAGGACCAGGAGCAGCGCAGGAAGCAUACUCUGGACAUGCUCAGACACCAGACGACAGACCAGCGCAGUAAGAGGGAGCAGUUGAAGGAGAACAGGAAGGCUCUGCUGAACGCUCAGUUGGCCAAGGUGAGGCAAAGGAAGAUGAAGACUAAGCUGGACGGAACACAGGACGACCAGGGAGCUGGACCCAAACAAGAAGAGGAUGAAGCCCAUGAGGAGGCCCCUGCAGUGAAGAAGUUGGAGGUAGAGAUCCAAGAGAGAAGAGACACCAAGUCAGGAGUACCCCACGUCAGGGAGUGGGACAGGGGCAAAGUGGACUUUUUUGGCAAGUGGACGAGUCGGGGGCAGGAUGAUAGGGAGUCAGAGUUCACUCCUCCUUCUGUGUACUUCGGCGACGAUAAGAGACAGGGCUACGGGAAAUGGGCCAAACGGGAGCAGGACAAACCCAAAAUGGCCUUCAUGUGGUCAGAGGGGCAUGGUGGAGGGCAUACCCACCCCAGGCCAAGCCCAAAAGUAGUUAUUUACCCCAGCCCCAGUCAAGUACCCCUGUACCCUCUCAACCCACAAUGCUAUUCAUUGACUACAGCUCAGAGUUCAACACCAUAGUACCCUCAAAACUCAUCACUAAGUUAAGGAUCCUGGGACGAAAUACCUACCUCUGCAACUGGAUCCUGGACUUCCUGACGGGCCGCCCCCAGGUGGUGAGUGUAGGUAGUAACACAUCUGCCACGCUGAUCCUCAACUCUAGCUCCACAGGGGUGCGUGCUCAGUCCCCUCCUGUACUCCCUGUUCACCCACGACUGCAUGGCCAGGCACGACUCAAACACCAUCAUUAAGUUUGCAGACGACACAUCAGUGGUAGGCCUGAUCAAAGACAACGACGAGACAGCGUAUAGGAAGGAGGUCAGAGACCUGGCCGUGUGGUGCCAGAAUAACAACCUAUCCCUCAACGUAGCAAAGACUAAGGAGAUGAUUGUGGACUACAGGAAAAGGAGGACCGAACACACCCCCAUUUUCAUCCAUGGGGCUGUAGCGGAGCAGGUUGAGAGCUUCAAGUUCCUCGGUGUCCACAUCAACAACAAACUAGAAUGGUCCAAACAUACUAAGACAGUAGUGAAGAGGGCACGACAAAGCCUAUUCCCCCUCAGGAAACUAAAAGGAUUUGGUAUGGGUCCUGAGAUCCUGAAAAGGUUCUACAGCUGCAACAUCGAGAGCAAUUGCCGUACCAGGCAUCACUGCCUGGUACGGCAAUUGCUCGGCCUCUGGCCACAAAGGAACUACAGAGGGUAGUGCGAAUGGCCCAGUACAUCACUGGGGCUAAGCUGCCAUCCAGGACCUCUACACCAGGCAGUGUCAGAGGAAGGCUCUAAAAAUGGUCAAAGACCCCAGCCACCCCAGUCAUAGACUGUUCUCUCUACUACCUCAUGGCAAGCGGUACCGGAGUGCCAAGUCUCGGACAAAAAGGCUUCUCGACAGUUUUUUUCCCCCAAGCCAUAAGACUCCUGAACAUGUAAUCAAAUGGCUACCCUGACUAUUUGCAUUGUGUGCCCCCCCCCCCCAACCCUCUUUUUACACUACUGCUACUCUGUUUAUCAUAUAUGCAUAGUCACUUUAACUAUACAUUCAUGUACAUACUACCUCAAUUGGGUCAACCAACCAGUGGUCCCACACAUUGGCUAACCGUGCUAUCUGCAUUGUGUCCCGCCACCUGCCAACCCCUCUUUUACGCUACUGCUACUCUCUGUUCAUCAUAUUUGCAUAGUCACUUUAACCAUAUCUACAUGGUACCUCAAUCAGCCUGACUAACUGGUGUCUGUAUGUAGCCUCGCUACUGUAUAUAGCCUGUUGUUUUACUGUUGUUUUAUUUCUUUACUUACCUGUUGUGUACCCAACACCUUUUUUGCACUAUUGGUUCGAGCCUGUAAGUAUGUUGUAUUCGGCGCACGUGACAAAUAAACUUUGAUUUGA